Messenger RNA from Letharia columbiana, 807 nucleotides. RefSeq lists its product as uncharacterized. The transcript has 4 exons. Bases 1 to 807 code for a protein of 268 amino acids. Gene Ontology annotation, molecular function: protein binding. NCBI's taxonomy places the organism in Eukaryota, Fungi, Ascomycota, Lecanoromycetes, Lecanorales, Parmeliaceae. Gene Ontology annotation, biological process: proteasome-mediated ubiquitin-dependent protein catabolic process. Gene Ontology annotation, cellular component: cytoplasm; nucleus. The record is from RefSeq and is a predicted model, not a curated record.
AUGACAGCCGCUCGAAGACCCGCUAUGACUUCUUCCACAACGUCCACUCCUACCCCUCCUCGGCAUUCCUUCGAGCAAGCUAUCGAGGAUGUAAAACUCUCAAAGACCGAUCUCAAUGCAGUCAUUAUGGAGUACCUUAUAAGCGAAGGCUACCCUGAAGCUGCUCAGAGGUUUGCCCUUGAAGCGAACAUAGAGCCGGAGCUGGACGUGGACUCGAUACAGGAGCGUGUGGAGAUUCGCGAAGCUAUCGCAUCAGGAGAUAUCCAGAGUGCGAUCGAGAAGAUCAAUGAGUUGAAUCCUCAAGUCCUUGAUCAAGACUCGGCACUACACUUCUCGUUGCUGCGCCUACAGCUGAUCGAACUCAUUCGAAAAGCCACGGCGACCCCAGAUGGCGACAUCACUCCUGCCCUGACCUUCGCUACUACACAUCUUGCGCCACGUGCCCCUACGAAUCAGGAAUUCUUAGAGGACCUUGAGCGCACAAUGGCCUUACUUAUUUUCCCGCCAGAUAAUCUCGCACCUCCUCUGGCAGCGUUGCUCGAUCCAGCUCUACGUCAAGAGGUGGCCCAGCGGGUCAAUCAAGCCCUACUGCUGAGCCAGGGUGAACGUACCAAAGCAACACUCUAUGACCUUGUCAAUUAUCGGUCUUGGGCAAACCAGAAGGCUAUACAAGCAAAGAAAGAGCAUCUUCCGGAACGUAUUGAGCUUGGCUUUGAUCCUGCACAUAACGGCCACGAGAGUUCCCAAAAUGGUAGCUCUCUCCGCCAAGCUGCUGAUCCCAUGGUGACCGGGUGGGGCCCUUACUAA